Eurytemora carolleeae is the source of this 2404-nucleotide messenger RNA. Its product is annotated as zinc finger protein 142. NCBI's taxonomy places the organism in Eukaryota, Metazoa, Arthropoda, Copepoda, Calanoida, Temoridae. The record is from RefSeq and is a predicted model, not a curated record. Gene Ontology annotation, biological process: regulation of transcription by RNA polymerase II. The coding region runs from base 756 to 2273 and encodes 505 amino acids. The transcript is spliced from 3 exons. Gene Ontology annotation, molecular function: DNA-binding transcription factor activity, RNA polymerase II-specific; RNA polymerase II transcription regulatory region sequence-specific DNA binding.
AAUAUUUUUAAAAAUUCUCAUUAUUAUCUUACAGCUUGUACAGGGUGUCCCAAUAAACAUGGGAAAGAAAUGACCACUUCUAUGUCGUCUUUAUUCCAAGCGGGAUUAUUUCGUAAAUAUGAUUUUUUAGUAACUGCAGUUAAAACAUUUAACACCAAAACCUACUAGUCUCAGGAUUUCCACAAUGUGGUCUGUCAUUUUUUCACCUUCAAAAUUGAAAGAGAUAUUAGAAAUUGGUUCAGAUUCCAGUUAUGUAAAAAUCAACAAAAUCUUCCUUAAUUUUAAAGAUACAAAGAAGGUAGACCUCAUUUUAGAAAGCUGUACGAAUUUCAAUCUUUUGUGAUAAUGCAAUUUAUGAAUUAUCAGAAUUAAAAGACGAAAUUCAAGUCGUCUCUCAAUUCCCAUGUUUAUUGACAAACCCUACAAUCUAUAUAAAUGUAAUCUUUCAUGUAUAACCAAAGAAUUUAAAUGUCGUCUUUCAUCUAGGAUCAGCUGUUGUUGGCAUUCAGCUGAAUAUGUUUUAUGAUGAUAUAGACCCUGUUGUUUCUUUUGAGACUUUGUAGAAGUUCUUUCAAAAAGAUUUCACUGAAUGCUGAAUCUAUUUUUCAGAUAGAAUGGCAGAGAUUAUUAAAGAAGAAUUAAAUAUAGAAUAGUUUGAGAUAAAGGAAGAGAUAGUUUCUAUAAAGGAAGAAUUCCUUCCCUCCUCUACAGUAGAAAAUACAUGUACUUUUAUUCUUCACAAAGAUGAUAUAAAGAUGGAAGAUACAGAAAUACAAGAUGUAUUGGAUACUGAGAUACAGGAAACAGUAGAGAAUAAGCCUGUAUUUGAUCCUGAUUUUCACACUGAGCUAAUCAUUAAAGAUGAAUUUGAGGAUUUUGAUUCAGGAGAAAACGUGAUCGAACCAAAAUCAGAAAGAAUCAAGAAGAGUAAAUAUGAAUAUCCAUGUUCUCAAUGUUACUUUGUUGCAUCUCAAGCAGAUAAACUGAGGAGACUUGUUGAAAUUAAACAUGAAGGAGUGAGAUAUCCUUGCCCUCAAUGUGAAUAUGCCGCAAAAAGAGCAAGUCAUCUAAAGAUUCAUGUUGAAAAUAAACACAAAGGAGUGAGAUAUCCUUGUUCUCAAUAUGAGUAUGUUGCAACUACGGCAAAUGCUCUGAAGAAACAUGUUGAAAGUAAACAUGAAGGAGUGAUAUAUUGUUGUUCCCAAUGUGAGUAUACUGCAACUACAGUAGGUAACCUGAAGGCUCAUAUUGAAUAUAAACAUGAAGGAGUGAGAUAUCCAUGUUCUCAAUGUGAGCAUGCAACUACGGCAAAUCAUCUAAAGAAACGAGUUGAAAGUAAACAUGAAGGAGUAAGAUAUUGUUGUCCUCAAUGUGAAUAUGCCGCAUCUACAGGAAGUGCUCUGAAGAUUCAUGUUGAAAGUAAACACGAAGGAGUGAAGUAUCCAUGUGCUCAAUGUGAACAUGCCGCUACUACAGCACAAGAUCUGAAGAGACAUGAUAAAAGUAUACAUGAAGGAGUGAGAUAUUCUUGUUUCCAAUGUGAGUAUGCUGUAACUACAACAGGUAACCUGAAGGCUCAUAGUUUAUAUAAACAUGAAGGAGUGAGAUAUCCAUGUUCUCAAUGUGAGUAUGUUGCAACUAGUGCAACUGUUCUAAAGAAACAUGUUGCAAGUAAACACGAAGUAGUGAGAUAUCCAUGUGCUCAAUGUAAAUAUGUCGCUACUACAGCAAGUGAUCUGAAGAGACAUAUUGAAAGUAAACAUGAAGGAUUGAGAUAUCCUUGCCCUCAAUGUAAGUAUGCCGCUACUACAGCAAGUUCUCUGAAGAUUCAUGUUAAAAGUAAACACGAAGGGGUGAGAUAUCCUUGUUCUCAAUGUGAAUAUGCUGCAACUACAGCAGGUGCUCUGAAGAAACAUGUUAAUAGAAAACACGAAGGAGUCAGAUAUCCUUGUCCUCAAUGUGAACAUGUCGCUACUACAGCAAGUGGUCUGAAGAUUCAUGUUGAAAGUAAACAUGAAGGAGUGAGAUAUCCUUGUUCUCAAUGUGAACAUGCCCCAACUACAGCAAAUGCUUUGAAGAAACAUGUUGAAAGUAAACACGAAGGAGUUAGAUAUCCUUGCCCUCAAUGUGAACAUCCCGCUACUACAGCAAGUCAUCUGAAGAUUCAUGUUGAAAGUAAGCAUGAAGGGGUGAGAUAUGCAUGUCCUAAAUGUAAAUAUGCUGCAACUCAAAAAGUAGCUCUGAAAAAACAUUUAGAAAAAAAACAUAAUUGAGUUCAGAUAUCUCUGUUCUGAUAAUGCUGCAAAAGAAUUGCACAAAAACUUACCAUGACUGUGGGCUAUCAACCAUUUAUUUUUUUGGUUUUAAAUUUGUGGAAACUUAUGUCACAUAAUUAAAAUUUUCU